AGUAGCAAACAGGGCUCGGAUUGCGAGGACCCUCUCCUGCCCAGGGGCCCUCCUCAUGUUCCGCCAGGCCCUCCUCGGCCAGCCCUCGCCCCUGGUGGCCGCCCUGCUGCUGUUCCACAGGAAGGAGAGGAGGAGGAAAGACACAGGACUGCCUCACUGGAGGAGAGAGAAGCACCCUUACUACGAUCUCACAGUAAAAAUCCUCCGAGCUAGAAAUAUUAAAGGAACAGAUUUGUUAUCCAAGGCAGAUUGCUAUGUAGAACUCCGUCUUCCCACUGCAUCACCUAUUACUUAUCGAACUCGAGUUAUUGAUAAUUCCAGUGACCCAGAAUGGAAUGAAACUUUUCACUUUAAAAUUCACAAUGCUGUCAAGAAUACUAUGGAGUUGGCACUCUUUGAUGAAGAUGUUCUUAUCAGUGAUGAACUUGCAUCUGUUGUAUUUGAUGUGACAGGGCUUAAAGCAGGGCACCCUCUGAAAGAAUCGUUCAAGCUGAAAGAGGACGAUGAAGAACUGGAUGUAGAGUUUUUUCUGAAGAAAAGUGCAGAUGCUCCUGGUGAAGUUAUCACAAAUGGAGCCCUUGUGGCUUAUCCUUGCCUUAGCCUCCAAGGAGUAAUUAAGAAUGAUGAAAUGUCAAAUCUGAGAGAACAGGGAAGCAAUCAGUUCAAGAUUUCAGUGCCAGGAGCCUAUGAAAAGCAGGUGUGCAUCCCUUGCAAACCAGAAUCUGAUCAGAACUGUGCAGUUCCAUUUGUCUUUCACAUAGGCAAAGAGAUGUGUUCACAACUGAGUGUGGAACUGGAGAGAACUAUUACAGUUCAGGAUGGAGUGAGCCAUGAUGUUGAAGAGCAUAGCACAGUUCUUAGAUCAGGGACUGUUCCAUUUCAUUCACUUCCUCUGGGAAAGGAAAUUGACUUGACUGUUCCACUAGGAAAGGAGCUAAGUGUAGAUCUGCGUGUGAAGGCUGAACAAAUCACAGGAGAUCUUGAUAUACGUCUUGGUUUUGAUUUGUGUAAAGAAGAGCAAGGAUUUUUGGAGAAAAGGAAGAAUGUGGUAUCUCAGGCAUUAAAGAAGACACUGAAAUUGAGAGAGGAUCCUGAUAAAGAUGAGGUGCCUGUUGUAGCAGUCCUAGGAUCUGGUGGUGGGAUAAGAGCGCUGACCUCAUUUUAUGGUAGUCUGCUUGGGCUUCAACAGCUGAAUCUCCUGGAUUGUAUCACAUAUCUUGCUGGGAUCUCAGGCACUACAUGGUGCAUGUCAAUGUUGUACCAAGACUCUGAAUGGUCAUGUAAAGAUCUUAGAGGUGCAGUCAUCAAUGCCCGAGAUAAGAUAUCCAGCAGUAAAGUAGCAGGUUUUUCCUCUGAACGGCUGAAAUAUUACUUCCAGGAACUGAGUGCAAUGGAGAAUGCUGGACGAAAAGUGUCUUUCACUGACCUGUGGGGACUUAUUGUAGAGUACUUCCUGCAGCAGAAAGUAGACCAGUCAAAAUUAUCUGAUCAGCAGAAUGCUGUGAAACGGGCACAGAAUCCCUACCCCAUCUAUGCAGCUGUUAACGUGAGGCCCAAUAUUAGUGGUGAUGACUUUGCAGAAUGGUGUGAGUUCACUCCCUUUGAAGUUGGAUUCCGCAAAUAUGGUGCUUUUGUCCGAACAGAAGACUUUGACAGCGAGUUUUUCAUGGGACGGCUGAUUAAGAAGCAUCCUGAGCCCAGAAUCUGCUACCUUCAGGGAAUAUGGGGUAGUGCCUUUGCUGCUAGUCUGGAUGAUGUCUUCUUAAAGGUGAUUGGAUCGGGACUAACAUUUUUAGAAUCGCUGGGAGAUGUUGUCAGAGUUAUUGAUGACUGUCGACGGUUCCAUUUCCGGGACCCCAUGAGGCUGAAAACUCGUAUGGUUAUACCAGGUGGACUUUUGUUACAAAUUUUCCAGGACUUCUUCAAAUCUCGUGUUACUGCUGGGGAAACUUUUAAUUUCAUGCAAGGCUUGUAUCUCCACAAGGAUUAUGUCAGCCUUAAAAAAUUUGUGACCUGGAAAGGUACCCACUUAGAUGCUUUUCCUAAUCAGUUGACCCCAAUGGAAGAGACUUUGUACCUAGUAGAUGGUGGUUUUUCUAUCAAUUCUCCUUUUCCUUUAAUGCUCCAACCAGAAAGAGAUGUUGACGUCAUCCUGUCAUUCAAUUACUCUUGGGAAGCACCAUUUGAGGUCCUCGAAUUGACUCAGAAGUACUGCAAAGAGCGUGAAAUUCCAUUCCCACAAAUCAAUGUGAGCAAAGAAGAUGAAGAAAACCCUAAGGAAUGCUAUGUGUUUAUGGAUGCUGAGAAUCCAAAGACUCCCAUUAUCCUUCACUUCCCUCUGGUUAAUGAUACUUUCUGCACAUACAAAGCACCAGGUGUAGAACGUGAAUCAGAAGAGGAGAAAGCAUUUGGUGAUUUUGAAGUUGAAGCAAAAGACUCUCCAUAUCGGACAUUAAACUUCACCUUUGAACCCCAUGAAUUCAAUAGACUGGUAGAGCUGAGUUGCUAUAACGUACUAAAUAACAAGGAUGCUAUUUUGGAUGCACUACGUUUAGCUUUAAACAGGCGAAGGCUAAAAAGCAGGACAUGAACACUUCUCUGAAAACAGGACAUGAAUAGGUCACUGUGCUUUAUGAAAAGUUUAGGUAGGAAAAAUAAACCUGCAAAAUACCCUAUUUAUGUGAAUGUGCAUUGCACUAUUGAAUUCUCUUUAGAUUGCACUGAAAGCUUGCAUUCAUUUGGAAAGACAUCUGUUUACUCUUUCCUUUUUGGACUGCUUCAGUGCAAUAAACAAUAGUCUCAUGGAACUGGAUAUGCCAAUUUCCAGUGCUGUAAUUCCAGAAUCUAAGUUUAUGCGUAUUUACUAGGAUAUUUUUUCCUUAUUAACAGUUAUAUGGAAAUAUAAUCUGCUAAUUUAUAGGGAAUUUUCUCUUUAUACAUUGGUCUUGGUCUGAACAUCUCAAAGAAGCCAAACUGGAUGAGGAGAAAACUGUUUGAUCUUAUGAGCCAUCUUAUUCUGAGCCUUGUAUUCCAGAAAUGUUCAUUUAAUCAUAUUAGGAAACCAACCUGUUUGCUGGGUCUUCUAUAAGUAAAUUAUGGAGGAAAUUGAUGCUACAAAUAGUCAAGGUUUAAUUUAUUCAAGACAAGAAAAAAAAUCUUUGAUUUAGCAUUUGAUUCUAGCAAAGUAAAUUAUUCUUUUAAUUUUAUAUGAUAUUAAACAUUCGGAGUCUUCUGCAUCAGUUAGUAGGAAUGUCUUUUAGGCCCUGGUCCUUUGGUUCCCUAACAUUAUUUGCUUAUUAUAGGGAGUCCACACGUGGUACAGUGGUUAAAUGUCAGUACUGCAGCCACAUGUUUGUGAGUUCAAUCACAGGGCUCCAAGAUUGACUCAACCUUCCAUCCUUUCGUAGGUUGGUAAAAUGAGUACCCAGCUUGUUGGGGGCAAUUAGCUUACAGAUUGUAAACCGCUUAGAGAGUGCCGAGUUCACUGAUAAGCGAUAUAGAAAUGUACAUGCUGUUGUUAUUGUUAUUGCUGACUGUUCCUUACUCUGUCAGUCCUUUACUUGAUCAAAAUGAAAGAGGCCAUGCUGAAAAAUGAACCCUUUUCUUUGAUUUUCCCUGAGAAUAAAGAUACAUUCUCCAAAGGGAGGAAAUAUGAAGAUGUUGCUUUUGAGCCAUAUUGGUAACUUGUGAAAAGUCUUCUUUAAAAAUCUCUAUUCAGACUUGUCUUCUGUCUACCUCCUCUCUACUCCUUCACUCCCUAAGAUUGCACAGAAAAAUCUGAGAACUACUUUUAGAUUUGUUUUUAUUGUUAUUUUGUUAAAGUGUCUUAAUCAUUGUGAACUCCAGCAUAAUGGAUGUAAAUGGCUGUUUCUUCUGGGCUAUGGGAUGCAGUUGCUAUACCAUGAAGGAGAAUUUUUGAAGAAGAAAUAAUGCUAGCCAUCAAAUUUCACCCUGGGAUCAGAUGAUGUGGCCAAAACAGAUUCAUGAUCAGGUUUAUUUAUUGUAAGCAAUCAAUGUAUUUAUGAACUAUGCAAAAUCUUGACAUCAUUUUUGAAAUUAACAGGAAAUUAAACAUUUUUUAAA
Messenger RNA from Sceloporus undulatus (fence lizard), 4083 nucleotides. RefSeq names its product phospholipase A2 group IVF (gene PLA2G4F). Gene Ontology annotation, cellular component: cytosol. Bases 56 to 2590 code for a protein of 844 amino acids. The record is from RefSeq and is a predicted model, not a curated record. The transcript has 20 exons. Gene Ontology annotation, molecular function: calcium-dependent phospholipid binding; calcium ion binding. Gene Ontology annotation, biological process: glycerophospholipid catabolic process. NCBI's taxonomy places the organism in Eukaryota, Metazoa, Chordata, Lepidosauria, Squamata, Phrynosomatidae.